Messenger RNA from Kogia breviceps (pygmy sperm whale), 559 nucleotides. RefSeq names its product family with sequence similarity 240 member C (gene FAM240C). NCBI's taxonomy places the organism in Eukaryota, Metazoa, Chordata, Mammalia, Artiodactyla, Physeteridae. The record is from RefSeq and is a predicted model, not a curated record.
CUCUGUGAUUGUGAAAUCCCUCCCAUCUGUGGGUUGCAGACCCAAGGGUGUGGGUCUUGACUCUACUGCGUCUCCACCCCUCCUACCUGGCUGGUGGUGGUCCCUUCCAUAUACCCUCAGCUGUGGAAGAUCCUGCCCGUCUGCUGGUCACUCUCGCUGACAGCUGCCCUGUGACUAACUGGAAUUUGGAUGUGUUCACAGGAGGAGAAAAUGAGUAAAAGCUACACCUUGAAGAAUCCGGGAAGGGUAUCCUACGAUGCUGGGAUGAUAAAGAUGUUUUGGGAGAAGAAAAUCGAGCUUCACACUAAACAGCUGCAGAACGAGGACAUGCGGAUCCGCAGGAGUGCCCUGGACAGGCUCCGCAGCGAGUGGGCUCGGAAGCUGGAGAGGAGGAACCAGGUGACGCUGAGCAGCCAGGAGGCCCCUGGGCUCGCCCCGCCCGGCACCCCCGACCAGCCCGCAGCCUGAGGCCCGACCCGCUUCCCCGGACGUUCCCGCCGUGGCCCCCGCGCCAGCAGAACCACUUUGCCGUUUUGCGUCUCUAGCAUGAUGCAAGCGC